This is a messenger RNA of Gongylonema pulchrum, 291 nucleotides long. The record is from the annotation of a GenBank genome assembly. Lineage: Eukaryota; Metazoa; Nematoda; Chromadorea; Rhabditida; Gongylonematidae.
UAUAUUUAUACGCUUGGUAAAGAGAAAUGGCCGCUUGUUACAAAGGAAUUACGCGAAUUUCUUGAUAGCGUUGUACGAAAGGUGCACGACGUGGGAGCCGUGCAGGAGCUUUCCCGACAUUACGGCGAGCAACAUGUUCAGCUAAAAAUUUAUGGUUUUAAGCCGGAUUUCUGGGUUAGCUUAGCGGAUGCAAUGACACUUGAAUGCGUUAUACUGGAUAUGGCAAAUCACCAGGUUCUCCUUACCUCCUCUAUUUCAGGAUGCGCGCAAGCAAGGUGUAAUCCCCAGUGA